AUGGAACAAGAUGUCAUAAAUUUGAAAAACCAUACUACUCAAUAUAAAAUACUGAAAGAUGAAGAGAUAAAACAAAAAGCCCUGAAGACAUAUAUGGAUAGCGAUGAGUAUAAAAAAGAAGUUGAAGCAAAUGUAAAGGCAGAAAAACUUUUACAGUUGCAAAACCAAACCGUACAGUAUGAAAACUUAGCACAAGAAAGUAAAAAUAACGACGCGGCUAUGCAAAAGGCAAUGAAAAGCGCAGAAUAUAUAAAAGCUAACAAUGACUGGUUAGAUGCCCAAGCCAACGCUAAAGCAGCCCAACUCAUAGGGUCAAUAAGGACAAAAAUACAAGCGGAUGAAGACAGUUCAAAUGAAGCUUUAACGAAUGCUGACUUUAAGAACGCCUUCGAAGCUCUUCAUAGUAAGGUGAAACAAGUGAACGACUUCUCAUCUGGAAAGAAACUGAAGUCUGAAGGUUUCGACAAAGAGUUAAAAGAAGUAGCACAAAAUAUGACGAAAAUAACAGAUGCAGCAACGAGACAGGCAGUUCAAAGUGCCUAUGACGCCGUUAGAGCAACUGUUGUGAAAAGUCAAGAAAAAGAGUUACAACAGACCAAAACAGACCUAGUAAAUGCUUUCUUAAAAACGAAAAGUCAGGUAGGACAUUACGCUGCAGAUGGAACAUAUGUGCCAGCUGGUGGAACUUAUAUACCAGCUGGUGGAACUUAUAUACUAGCUAGUGGAACUUAUAUACCACCAAACCCUCCAAGAGAAGCACCUGCACCAGGACUACCUAACACAUUUACAUCGUCACAUGGACACAGACACAGGCAUGCACCAAAACCAACACAACAACAACAACAACAACCACCUCCACAACCAACAGUUCAAAACCCUGCACAACAACCACCUCCACAACCAGCACAACAACCAACAGUUCAAAACCCUGCACAGCAACAACCACAAACAGAGCAAGGACAUAAAAGAA
Messenger RNA from Trichomonas vaginalis G3, 970 nucleotides. RefSeq names its product kinase-related family. The annotation marks the transcript as partial. The record is from RefSeq and is a predicted model, not a curated record. The transcript has a single exon. Lineage: Eukaryota; Parabasalia; Trichomonadida; Trichomonadidae.